Molecule: messenger RNA, 813 nt
Organism: Eremomyces bilateralis CBS 781.70
Lineage: Eukaryota; Fungi; Ascomycota; Dothideomycetes; Eremomycetales; Eremomycetaceae
Exons: 1
Coding region: 177-590 (137 amino acids)
Source: RefSeq, a predicted model, not a curated record
GUGAGCAGAGGAUGUAGGUAAACGAAUCGUCAGUGUAGGGUAGGUAAACGAAUCGUGAGUGUAGGAUGUAGGUAAACAAAGGGUAAGAGUGAAUUUCGACGUCGCGUGUGAUCUAUAUCAAUUACAGUCCCCGCUAUCAUCGCGAUUCCAAAUGAGGAUUCCAUGGAAAAGCGAUUAUGCCCAAGGGCGCCUUCACACGAAAUCCUCCACUUUGUCUAAGGAGGUCAAGCUUCUUCACCAGGCUGAUCGAGGAAUCAGUGACUCAGAAGGAUCAGAAUGCGAAUGUGAAGGAUAUUCAGGUCGUCAAGGAGAAUGAAUUCGACAUGGUGAAUCGCCAAGGUAACAAGAGAGCUAAAGCUGUGCAACCAAGUGAAUGGUUAAUCUUCAAUCUAGUAGAAUUUUCAGCACAUGGCUCAGGACAAUCGCAUGUAAAACGCCGAGAACACAUGAAGGCCAACAAAGGAUUAAGAAUGAUGAACUUCAUGGAACAAGAUAAUCAAAGCAUGAGAAGAACGAGGGCCACUCGGCUGUCAGAGCGACAAGGUGCAGUCCAUUUGCCCAUGGACGUUCAUGUUUUGGCAUUGGAUUAAGGCUAGCUUGCGCCACCGUCGACGUGGUCUGGAACUUGCAUAUGUUUACUAGGUGGAAAAGAAUAUUGGUCUGGGAUGGAACGUGGGGAAUUUGGUGUUUGAAUCGCGUGGUUGAGGAGCAGGGCUUCUGAAUCGUCAUGUCCAGUAUCCGAGCCAGCAUCACCAUUUUUCUGGGGGUAACAGAUGGCACAUGUUCAAUAUUUCCCGGACGGAAAAUGCCAAU